Messenger RNA from Exophiala aquamarina CBS 119918, 490 nucleotides. Its product is annotated as alcohol dehydrogenase. Lineage: Eukaryota; Fungi; Ascomycota; Eurotiomycetes; Chaetothyriales; Herpotrichiellaceae. The transcript has a single exon. The annotation marks the transcript as partial. The record is from RefSeq and is a predicted model, not a curated record.
GACCAUAGCACGUCAAUCCUUGAGGUGAUUGAUAGUCUUGACGCUUUGCUAAAAUCCGGAAAGGUACUCUACCUUGGAAUAUCCGACACCCCGGCAUGGAUUGUGGCUGCUGCAAAUGAGUAUGCGACAGCACGGGGCAAGACUCCUUCCAGUGUUUACCAAGGCCGCUGGAAUGUGAUGACUCGUGACUUUGAGCGAGAUAUAAUACCUAUGGUGCGUCACUACGGUAUGGCUUUGGCACCUUGGGAUGUGCUGAGGGGCGGCAAAUUCCAGAGCAAAAAGCAGAUUGAGGCUCGAAAAGGCUGCAGGUGAGCAGGGUGUGGAUUCGAUUACUACGAUUGCCUUGGCCUACGUCCUGCAAAAGGUGUCCAAUGUGUUCCCAGUCAUUGGAGGACGGAAGGUGGAACAUCUCAAGGCAAACAUUCAAGCACUCGAAGUGACACUCUCAGCAAAGCAUAUUGAGUAUUUAGAGAGAGCCCAGGACUUCUAG